AUGCUGCGCGCCGGGCUGGGAAGAAGCAGCUGUCUAUGUGGCGGCGGGUUGCGGAGGAGCCGGCGUCCUGCAGCCGACGGCGGCAGCGCUUUGCCGGGCUGCUCUAGAGCCCUCAGCGCCGUCUCGCCUAGCAACGGCGGUGCGGCGCGGGGCGGACGCGAUCCCCCUGGAGGUAGCCGCGCCGCGCCCUCCUCCUCUUCCAUCUCCUCUUUCCUUUCUUGCCUCGUUGGGUUUCUCCGUCCGUUAAUCCCGCCGGGGCUCCCAAGCGUGGCAGCGACUCGGGCAGUGCUCGGAGCCGCUGCGCUGUGGGACGGGCAGGACAUGAAACAGCUAAGGGAGGCUUCUGCUGCCUUGGUACGCCCCGUGGCCUCUCCUGAGGUGGAGAUCGGAGCUGGACCGUGCCGCCAACAGGCUGCUGAGCCCAAUUGCCAGCCUGGCCGGCACCGCGGGGCCUGGGGUGUGGGGGCAGUGGGUGGUGAUCGGGGUCGCUUCGCGCCGUGCUGGUGGCCGAGCCGGCCGCCUAUGUUUUCUCAGUCCGCUGCUCGGCUCCUGCUGAGCGGCGGGGACUGGCAGAGCGGGGCUGCGGCUGGACUUUGCACAGGAGCUGUGGGACAGGGAGCGGGGCAGGUCCAGCUGACGGGGGUGGAAAAGCGCUUGCUGUCCUGUGCCAGUAAUGUAAAGCCAUUGGAUGGUGUGAAAAUUCUUGAUUUAACAAGGGUACUUGCAGGGCCUUUUGCCACAAUGAAUUUAGGAGAUCUAGGCGCUGAAGUUAUCAAAGUGGAAAGACCAGGAGCUGGUGAUGACACAAGAGUCUGGGGCCCACCUUUUGUUGGAACAGAAAGUAUUUAUUUUCUCAGUGUUAACAGAAAUAAAAAGAGUAUAGCUAUCAACAUGAAGGACUCAAAAGGAGCAAAACUCAUCAGAGAGCUUGCAGCAGUGUCUGAUGUUUUUGUGGAAAACUUUAUCCCUGGAAAACUGGCUGAACUGGGUCUAGGUUAUGAAGACAUUAAAAAGAUUGCUCCUCACAUAGUGUACUGCUCAAUAACAGGCUAUGGUCAGACCGGUCCCAUGGUUCAGAGAGGUGGAUAUGACUCGAUUGCAGCUGCUGUUUCUGGUCUCAUGCAUAUCACAGGGCAUGAGGACGGUGAGCCAGUUAGACCAGGAGUAGCCAUGACAGAUCUUGCUACUGGAUUGUAUACACACGGAGCAAUUAUGGCUGGUUUACUUCAGAGGUACAAGACAGGGAAAGGACUGCACAUUGAUUGCAACCUCUUGUCAUCUCAGGUUGCAUGUCUCACUUCUGUAGCAGCUAAUUACCUUAAUUGCAAAAUUGAAGCAAAACGCUGGGGUACUGCUCAUGGGAGUAUUGUUCCCUAUCAGGCUUUUAAGACCAAGGAUGGCUACCUUGUGGUGGGAGCUGGAAAUGAUCAGCAGUUCGUCACUGUGUGCAAGAUUUUGAACUUGCCUGAAGUCAGUAAGGAUCCCAGAUACAAAACUAAUACACUCAGAGUCCAGAACAGAGAGGAACUUGUUGAUAUGUUGUCAACUCGGUUUUCAGAAAAAGCCACAAUUGAGUGGCUGCAGCUCUUUGAAGGUAGUGGAGUCCCGUAUGGUCCAAUCAACAACAUGCAGCAAGUGUUUGCGAAUCCUCAGGUGCUGCACAAUGGACUUGUGAUGGAAAUGAAUCAUCCAACAGCUGGGAGGAUAGCUGUUCCAGGACCAGGUGUCAGAUACAGUGAAUUUGCUGUGUCACAUCCGAAACCACCUCCCCUUGUUGGACAGCAUACAGUUGAGAUACUGAAGGGCAUGCUGGGUUAUGAGGAUGAUGCCAUAGAAGAACUGCUCCGCACUGGUGCUGUGGCUCAGCAUGAGGUCAGAUAA
Molecule: messenger RNA, 1881 nt
Organism: Indicator indicator
Lineage: Eukaryota; Metazoa; Chordata; Aves; Piciformes; Indicatoridae
Gene: SUGCT
Product: succinyl-CoA:glutarate-CoA transferase
Exons: 14
Coding region: 1-1881 (626 amino acids)
Molecular function (GO): catalytic activity
Source: RefSeq, a predicted model, not a curated record